Papaver somniferum (opium poppy) is the source of this 994-nucleotide messenger RNA. RefSeq lists its product as uncharacterized. Lineage: Eukaryota; Viridiplantae; Streptophyta; Magnoliopsida; Ranunculales; Papaveraceae. Bases 27 to 752 code for a protein of 241 amino acids. The record is from RefSeq and is a predicted model, not a curated record. The transcript has 5 exons.
GCCGAGAGGAGAAUUUCUGAAUAACAAUGAAUGGAGACGAACAAAAAGAGGUGGAAAUUAAGGGUGUUCGUCCACGUAUUUCCUUAUCUCGAUUUUUUAGUCAAAACUCUAGAAACAAAAUGGACCGGAAACAUCAGCAGCAGAGAAAAGCAACGCCAAGACUUGAUCGAACAAUUGCAAAAAAAUAUACUACUAAUGAUGACGACGACGAGGAUUCUUCUUCCUUACCGGAAGAAGAAGAUUAUUAUUCUAUUCUAAAAAUUUACUCACGUGAUGUUCUUCCAAGUUAUUAUGCAGAUCCUACUAGUUUUAGAAUCGGAGGUAGUGAUGGUGGUGAAAUUGAUAGGAUUUGUUCAAGUUUAGGGCUUUCUUAUCUUGAGGAUUUUGCAAUUUCUCCUAGCGAUUGGAAGGAGAGUGAAGUAGUAGGUGAUGGAGGAAGCGGAGGUGGAAUUAAGGGUGUUCAGCGACCUCUUCUCGAUCCUCCGCCAUCGGUGUCCCUUCCUGUUCUUGAUAAUUCAGGAUCAACUUGGUCGUGGACGGAAGGCACUUUUCUAGGAACCGGUCCUUACGGAACAGUGUAUGAGAAUCGAGAAAGUGAAAAGAAGAAAGGACUACAAGAAUCGUCAAUGUAUGAUGUUUCCAAUGAUGCCGAUCGAGCGAAGUGGUUGGCGAGGGACCUGGAAUGUUCAAUUGAUGAUGGGAAGAUGUUGAGUGUCAACAAAGAAAAUUACUUCUCAGACUUCAUGAGUUAGGCAAUCCUGAAAAAAAAAAUCUCUAUACUUAUGUGGAUCCAUUUUCAAGUGGUUCCAAGACGCAUGAGAGUUAUUCAUCAUCUUGCGAGGAUGUUGGUCGUAGUGGAUGAAUGAGUCAUGGACCUAUUUAAGUAUCUUUGGCUUUUAUUAUGUAAAACUUUGUUUUAGCGUUGUGGUUAUAUAUUUGGACACAUUUAUUUUGUAUUAAGUUAUGGAUAUUAGUUUAGCUUGAAUGAAAUUAA